Molecule: messenger RNA, 1653 nt
Organism: Cryptosporidium ubiquitum
Lineage: Eukaryota; Apicomplexa; Conoidasida; Eucoccidiorida; Cryptosporidiidae
Exons: 1
Coding region: 1-1653 (550 amino acids)
Biological process (GO): amino acid transmembrane transport
Molecular function (GO): amino acid transmembrane transporter activity
Source: RefSeq, a predicted model, not a curated record
AUGAAAAUAUUUGGAAAAGAUUCAUUCUUUUCAAUAUGCUUCAUGUUGAUUAGCGCAGCUACAGGUAUGGGAGUAUUAACUCUUCCAUGGGUAUUUCAACAGACAGGACUGUUUUUGGGGAUAAUUUUAUUGCUAUAUUGGGGUAUUUUAUGCAGCUCAACAAUAUAUUUUUUGAUAAUGGGAGGGUUACACUACAAAGUUUCUAGUAUUACUGAACUAAUUUAUUACAGUAUUCUUGGCGAACCAAAAAUUGAUAACAAUUUAAUUGAAGCUGAAUUGAAUUUGGCAGAAAGUAAAAAAAGAGCUAAGAUUGCAUCAAAAGCUGCAAUAUUAUGUGAUAUACUUGUUUUAUUUGAUUGCCUGUUCAUAAUUCCUUGCUUGUUAAUUUUUCUUUCAGAUUUUGUGAUUCAAAUUAAUUUUUUGGUUCAAAAAAAGCUAACCGAGUUAUCAAUACAUUAUUAUGGCCUUGAAAAAUCUACUUUUGCAAAGUUGUUUUACAAUAUUCUUUUUUCUAUUUCACUUUUUUUUACAGAAAGGUACAGAUGCAUAAUAUUUUUUUGUUUGAUCGUUUUUUUGUUAUGUAUACCAAAUAACUUCUCUGCUGUAAAAUUGGCAUCAGUUUUGUCAGUAUUAUCGUCUGUAUCUACUGCUAUUAUUAUUAUUUAUUAUGGAUUGAGUUCAAACCAGCCACCAGAAUGCCAAAAUGGGAUUAUGGCUCUGCAUAACAACUUUUGUAGAAAGGGAAAAAUAGAGUUUUUCAAUUACAGUUCAAUCAUGGCAUUUUGGAAGAUAACAAGUGUUUCAAAUAUUAUUUUAUUCUCUCACUUUUGCCAUUUAAUAUUAAUCCCUUCAACAAAGAAUAUACAUCACAUGUCAACAAAAAAGAUUAAAGGGAUUGUAUUAACAUUUGUCACCGCAAUUUUUAUUUUCAAUUGCUCUGUUGGAAUAUCUGGAUAUCUAGUUUUUAGGUUGAAUACAUUACCCAAUAUUAUCAAUAAUUUUGCAUACAAUGACCCUUUAAUUGUUCUUAUGAGGAUUUAUUUAACACUAUCACUGACUGUGACAAUAUGUAUAGAAAUCAUACCAUUAAUAGAUAGUUUCUCCUCAACCGUCAAGUUUCUGUUCAGGUCAAUUGGCAGUUUCAUAUAUAAGAAAAAGUGUGAUAUGGAGAUGACUAAUUCUAUUAAGAAUAUUGAACAAAAUUUAAAUACUGUAGUUGAUGAAGAAACUAAUUCAAAUCAAUGCACAUCUACACUGGCAUCUACCACGAAUUUGACUUCUUAUUUCGGAAUUAGUGACGAACAAAAAGAAGAAAAUAACGAAGUGGAAUUCAAUUGGAAAAAAUGCCCAUGCAACUAUUCACAUUUUAAGUGUUUAUCAAAAGAAAGGUUGUUUAAAAUUUUGAACUUAUCUAUUGUCCUUACAUUCUCAGGUAUUAUGGCAGUUAGGUUCAGCUCCGUUGCCAAGUUAAUUCAAGUCACAGGGGGGACUCUCGAUGGAAUAUUCGUAUUUAUUGUUCCUGCAUGGAUUUACUACUCAACGUACUUCAAGUAUAAUAACAAGGUAUUCGGGGUAUCAUUAUUAUCGUUAUAUUCUGUAAACUUUGUUGUUGCCUCACUUUCAGGAAUUGUAGGGUUAUUUAAAAUGGAAUAG